Didymodactylos carnosus is the source of this 1263-nucleotide messenger RNA. NCBI's taxonomy places the organism in Eukaryota, Metazoa, Rotifera, Eurotatoria, Philodinida, Philodinidae. The record is from the annotation of a GenBank genome assembly.
AUGCUUGUAGGGAUGCUGAAAUUCAAUGCUUUCGUAUUUGUUAUCUUUUCGAUUAUCGCAUUUCAUUGUGACAGUGUUCCUGUCAAUACCAUAACUCAACAGCAGUAUACAACGGUCCAAAUUGGAUGGACCCGUACCCAAGUAACAAACUUAGUUGGUAGUUCAGGACGCGUUGUCGCACAAGCUGGUACGGGUAGUGCGAACGUUAUUAUCGUGGAAUAUACCGGAAAUGGAACUGGAGCAAUCAACGCCGUAGUUGCCUUUGGAUUCAUCGGUGGACAACUCGUCUCCAAAUCUGAAGUCGGUUUCGUUGCUGCAGUCAACAACAAAAUCACUCUACAACAGUAUAGUACGAUACAAAUUGGCUGGACCCAGCAACAAGUUACACAACUUCUUGGUGGUACUGGCAAUAUUGUCUCUCAAGCGGGAACAAGUGAUUUGCCAUUUUACACUACCACAGUUCAAUAUACCAGCGCACAGUCAUCCAUCGCGACCGCGUCUUUCACAUUCACAGGUGGAUCACUUUCCGCUAAAAGUCAACUUGGAUUAGACACAGGCAUUUAUACCAUAACUCAACAGCAAUAUACAACGGUCCAAAUUGGAUGGACCCGUGCUCAAGUGACAAACUUGGUUGGCAGUUCAGGAAAUGCCGUCUCAGAGGCUGGCACUGGUAGUGCGAACGUUAUUAUCGUGGAAUAUACCGGAAAUGGAACUGGAGCAACCAAGGCCGUAGUUGCCUUUGGAUUCAUCGGUGGACAACUCGUCUCCAAAUCUGAAGUCGGUUUCGUUGCUGCAGUCAACAACAAAAUCACUCUACAACAGUAUAGUAUGAUACAAAUUGGCUGGACCCAGCAACAAGUUACACAAUUUCUUGGUGGUACUGGCAAUAUUGUCUCUCAAGCGGGAACAAGUGGUUCGCCAUUUUACACUACCAUAGUUCAAUAUACCAGCGCACAGUCAUCCAUCGCGACCGCGUCUUUCACAUUCACAGGUGGAUCACUUUCCGCUAAAAGUCAACUUGGAUUAGACACAGGCAUUUAUACCAUAACUCCACAGCAGUAUACAACAAUCCAAAUUGGAUGGACCCGUGCUCAAGUGACAAAGUGGGUUGGCAGUUCAGGAAAUGUCGUCUCAGAAGCGGGCACUGGUAGUGCGAAUACUAUUACCGUGGAAUACUCUGGAACUGGAGCAACCACUGCCGUAGUUGCCUUUGGAUUCGUCGAUGGAAAGCUUGUUUCCGAAGCUGAAUUUGGAUUUAAAUAA